AUGGCUGAUGCACCUCCACCUACUCCGUCCGAGCUACUUCGGAUGGUAACCGAGCUUCAGCAAGCAAAUCAGCGCAUGGCAGAGGCAAAUCAACGUAUGGCUGAGGAAAAUCAAAGAAUGCAGCAGCAAAUUCAGCAAAUAGCCAACGCCCGACUCGAACAUAACGACAACCGUCAUGGAGGAAACGCCAAUGACGAGAAUCAAUCUCAGCCGACACAUGUUUCGGAGACUCCCCAGGAUGAGGAGGAAGGGGAUCCUCACAACAAUGAAGCCUCACUGAAAGACGAGGGAGAGGAGCCUGACAACUCGGCAAGACCUUUCACAGCUGAUAUCAUGAAUUUUCAACUACCCCGGCAAUUUACAUUGCCAACGACUUUGAAUCCGUAUGAUGGCUUAGGCGACCCAAAGCAGCACAUCAAAAAGUUCCGAUCUAUCAUGAUCGUUAACGGUGCAUCCGAUCCUAUUCUAUGUCGUUGUUUUCCCUCCUUUUUAGAUGGUCCUGCACUUGACUGGUUUUGCUCUUUGCCUGCAGAUUCAAUUUCACGCUUCCAGGAGUUAGCAAAGCAGUUUGAAGAUCAUUUCGCGGCAUCAGCGAUAUAUCUGCAUGAUUCCGACUACCUAACGACUGUAAAGCAAGGUCCUCAGGAAAGUCUGAAAGACUACAUCACCCGCUUUACAAAGAUAGCCAUGCGCAUACCCGACCUUCAUCCAGAAGUUCAUCUUCACGCCAUCAAAAGGGGCCUUCGACCAGGAAAGUUUCAAGAAGCCAUUGCCGUAGCCAAGCCGAAGACUUUGGCCGAGUUUCGAGAAAAGGCAAAAGGGCAAAUAGACAUUGAAGAGCUUCGUCAAGCUCGCAAAGCGGAAAAGUCGGCAGCUAUUAAAGAAGAUGAUAAGCCUCGGGACAACAAGAAGACUUUCAGACCAACCCCUCGCUAUGAAACCUACACUCAGUUUAACACGAAAAGAGAUGAUAUUAUUAAGGAAAUUUUGAAUUCCAAGCUGAUUAAACCUCCUCGCAAAGCUGGCAGUUAUCCCGAGCCGAAGAAUAUAGACAAAUCCAAAUACUGCACAUUCCAUCAGAAGUAUGGUCACACAACCGAUGAGUGUGUGAUCGCCAAAGACCUUUUAGAACGUUUAGCAAGACAAGGACAUCUUGAUAAAUAUAUCUCAGGCCACAUGCAGAAAAGAUCCGCUUCCAUUUCAGAUCCACCCCCUGUAGGACCAUCAUCAUCAUCAAAAGAUAAGGAAAAGGCACCGGCUCAGCCCAGGGGUAUAAUUAAUUGCAUCUCGGGCGGUUACGCCGGAGGUGGACAAACAAGCUCGGCAAGAAAACGGACAUACAUGGCCAUGCUAGCACUGGGAAAUUCCAGAGAUGACAAUCCCCAGCCAUUGCAAGAGAUUCCAGAGAUGACAUUUUGCCCAACCGACUUUAACUGCAAGGAUACCAACCUAGAUGACCCUGUCGUCAUCUCUCUUCAGUUGGGCGACUUAAUAGUUCGGAAAGUGCUGCUAGACCCAGGCAGCAGUGCUGAUGUGCUAUUUUUUACAACAUUUGAAAAAAUGAAAUUAAGUACUAAUAUUUUGCAGCCAUCUGCAGGGGACUUGGUAGGAUUUUCCGGGGAACGCGUUCCAGUGAUGGGAUCAGUGUGGUUACAAACCACACUCGGUGAGCAGCCUCUAUCUAAAACACAUGACAUCCAAUAUCUUGUUGUAGACUGUUUCAGUCCCUAUAACCUUAUCUUAGGAAGACCUUUUUUAAAUAGAUUUACUGCGAUUGUAUCCACUGUUCAUCUCUGUGUCAAGUUUCCCGUGCAGGACAAUAUUGUAGCCACAAUCCAUGGUGAUUUACAAGAAGCUCGGCAUUGUUAUAAUACAAGCCUAAAACCUAUCAGGAAGAGUUCCGAACGACGUAUAAACUCCAUCACUUCUGAACAACCAACAUUAGCCGAGCUUGACCCUAGAGCCGACUUUCAAGAUCGUCCUCUGCCAAAUGAAGAGCUAACAAAGAUUAUGUUAACUGAUGACCCAAUGAAAUUCACUUUCAUAGGAACCUCGGCAAAAGACAAAGAACGGGAGGAGCUCAUCCGUUUUUUACAGAAGAACGCCGAUCUUUUUUGCCUGGACAUCUGGAGACAUGCCAGGCAUUGA
Molecule: messenger RNA, 2148 nt
Organism: Arachis stenosperma
Lineage: Eukaryota; Viridiplantae; Streptophyta; Magnoliopsida; Fabales; Fabaceae
Exons: 1
Coding region: 1-2148 (715 amino acids)
Source: RefSeq, a predicted model, not a curated record